Messenger RNA from Liolophura sinensis, 930 nucleotides. RefSeq lists its product as uncharacterized. The coding region runs from base 1 to 930 and encodes 309 amino acids. Lineage: Eukaryota; Metazoa; Mollusca; Polyplacophora; Chitonida; Chitonidae. The record is from RefSeq and is a predicted model, not a curated record. The transcript has a single exon.
AUGCCAUGUGACAUGCUUCUCCCGGGGCCUAACCCAUUACCUCCCACCAUCAUGCUAUGUAACAUGUUUCUCCCGGGGCCUACCCCAUUACCUCCCACCAUCAUGCUAUGUGACAUGUUUAUCACGGGGCCUACCCCAUUACCUCCCACCAUCAUGCUAUGUGACAUGCUUCUUCUGGGCUCUACCCAGUUACCUCCCACCAUCAUGCUAUGUGACAUGUUUCUCCCAGGGUCUACCCAGUUACAUCCCACCAUCAUGCUAUGUGACAUGUUUCUCCCAGGGUCUACCCAGUUACCUCCCACCAUGAUGCUAUAUGACAUCCUUCUCCCUGGGUCUACCCAGUUACCUCCCACCAUCAUGCUAUGUGACAUGUUUUUCCCGGGGUUUACCCAGUUACCUCCCACCAUCAUGCUAUGUGACAUGUUUCUCCCAGGGUAUACCCAGUUACCUCCCACCAUCAUGCUAUGUGACAUCCUUCUCCCUGGGUCUACCCAGUUACAUCCCACCAUCAUGCUAUGUGACAUGUUUCUCCCGGGGUCUACCCAGUUACCUCCCACCAUCAUGCUAUGUGACAUGUUUCUCCCAGGGUCUACCCAGUUACCUCCCACCAUCAUGCUAUGUGACAUCCUUCUCCCUGGGUCUACCCAGUUACCUCCCAUCAUCAUGCUAGGUAACAUGUUUCUCCCAGGGUCUACCCAGUUACCUCCCACCAUGAUGCUAGGUAACAUGUUUCUCCGGGGGUGUACCCAGUUACAUCCCACCAUGAUGCUAGGUAACAUGUUUCUCCCGGGGUGUACCCAGUUACCUCCCACCAUGAUGCUAGGUAACAUGUUUCUCCCAGGGUGUACCCAGUUACCUCCCACCAUGAUGCUAGGUAACAUGUUUCUCCCCGGGGUCUACCCAGUUACCUCCCACCAUGAUGCUAGGUAA